AUUUAAUCAAUAUUUUCCCGUCUCGUAGAAGACACCAAGUUUAAUCAUGUUGGCAUCAACAAAUGUGCAUUUUAUGACCGAAUUACCUUCCGGGUGUGCGUGAAAUGAAGAAUUGUGUUGUGUUCCUUUUGUGUUUGGUCACUGUGAAGACAGAAGUGUACGCCUGUGAUAAUGAGGAACUGUCCAGACAUCUUUACAACGCAACACUCCAGGAAAACUGUUAUCAAAACGCUACCUCUUGUCAGUCCACCUGCUCUUCCGGUCAUGUGUUAGAAAACGGAAGUCAGACGACGAAUCACGUCUGUAACGGUACCUCAUGGAUCCCGAACACGGUAACAUGUCUGCCUGCAAGGACUCCAGUGAUGACGACAAACUUUACCAUCGUGUAUGUGACAGAGGACCAGCCAGCCGGAAACUGUCUCUACGGUUUUAACGUCCGAAUGUGGGAGAGUAUAAGCAGCUUCCGGAAUGCUAUUCGUUCGACAUGCGGAGAGUUGGAGACAGGAUCUAUUUCAAUUGAACAUCUGGAACUUUCACCUUUGGCUUUUCAGAUUAAUGUUGUAUUCGACGUUAAAUUCUCAGGAGAAGGCACCGAAACAUCCCGCGAUAUCUGCAUGCAUAUAAUUGAAAUCAUAUCUAACGGGAAUCAGAACUAUCUGAAACCUUUCUCCGUCAUUUCCUGCAAUGCUUCACACAGCACAGUAACAAAGAAGCAGACGACAUGGAGCGCCGCCUUUGAGUACAACUGUACCGAGAUGUUGGGUUCACAGCCGUUGGCGAGUUCAGGGGGUGUUCGAUGUGUUCCUUGCUUUCCUGGAAAUUACCUAAACUCGACCCGAUGUGAGCCCUGCCUCCAAGGAACGUAUCAGGCGGUUCCGGGUCAGCUGAUCUGUGACGUAUGCCCAUCCAGAAAACACGUCACAGAGGACAGAACUGAAUGCCUAAAUUCGAUGUGUGUAUCUACUUUCCUUACUCAGAAGACCCAAAGUAUUGAUUUAACGUGUAACUCCGAGAGUCAAAUGUGUAUGUCCACCUGCUUGGGUGGGUACAUACAAAAUGACGGGGGACUUUCUACAGUGUAUAACUGCAGCGGUGAAGAAUGGUUUCCUCCUCUUAAGAGUUGUAUAAAAUAUGAAUAUUCCACAUACAACGUUGACCUAGAAGCUGUCUAUAGGACCAACGAUGCAGUGGCGGCCACUUGUUUAAGUCAAUUCCAAGCCUUUACUUCUGCUCACAGAGAUUACUUCCAAACAAAUAUAUCUACCUCCUGUAGCGAACUUCAUGACGGAAACGUGACCAUUGAAAAUAUAACUAUUGGAUCCAUCGCAUUCCAAAUAAAGAUGACAUUUCAUCUGAAAUUUUAUGGAUCAUGGCCAACAAAAACAAUGGAUUUGUGCAUGGACAUAAUAGAAAUCACUUUUAAAAGUCGGACGACUUAUCUACAUCCAUACACAAUCUUACAAUGCACAGACGGGCGAACCAAUGUGACCAAAGUAUCGGCACAAAGAUCCGGCGAUGUGCUUAACUGUCCGGAUGGACGGCUCGUCAUCAACUCCACAGAGGCGUCCUACUGCAUUCCAUGUUCAGCUGGGACAUUUCAAAAUGAUUUGAUAUGCUUACCGUGUCCCAAUGGAACUUUUCAACCAAUUAUUGGCCAAACCUUUUGUCACAACUGCUCUGAUUGGACAAAAGUAAACGAGGACCGCACUGAAUGUCGGCUAGAAGAAAUCACAACUUUGGGUAAUAUAUCUUACACUGGGUCCUCGCCAGUAACGGAAGUGACUUUAAUACCAAAUGUCACAGAGCAGUCGACGGAAAGUUUCACAACAUACUCAUUUACUACAACAUCGACAGAGAAAUCCACGAGCUCUUCACCGACUACUACAGCAAUGCGGACUACCAAAGGUUACACCAUUCCUUGUGGUUUGAACCAACUUUCCUCAGCCAUUUCAAAUUCAAAAUACACGUGCGCUGCACACAACCAAACCUGUACGGUAGAGUGUAGUAGUGGAUACGUCACCAGUGAGGGGGAGGCGUCUGUAGAGUACAGGUGUGAGGGCGAUGUGUGGACUCCAGACCGGAAAGUCUGUCUGGAAUACGAUAUUCCCUUUACAACAAGCGCCCUCUACAUGACUUACAGCACUGUGGACCAAGUAGCUUUGUCCUGUCUUCAAGAUUUCCGAGAAAUCACAGAAAGAAACAAGGAACUAUUUCAGAAGACCAUCACGGACUACUGUGGGGAUUUGGGUAUAAACGCUGGGGGUGUGAAGAUCGAAAACAUCACAUCAAUUUCACUCUCGUUUCAAAUAACAAAUACAAUACUGAUUACGUUCUACGAAGAAAGCGUUAACGUCCGUGAGGUUUGCCUUGACUAUAUCACGCUGAUAUUUCUUAACGUUCCUUCCCUACUCAUGCCGUACUCUCGACUCAACUGUACCUCGGGGUUAUCCGACGUUACCAAAGUGUCCGCCAGUCACGGCAGUCCGUCCUAUAGUUGUAAUAACAGGACAUAUCUGGUGAACAGGACAAGCCAAGUAUAUUGUGUUCCCUGUGCCCCCGGAAUGUACAUGGUAUCCUCUCAAUGUAUCCUUUGUCCUGAAGGUCAUUACCAACCACUUCCGGGUCAGCUCACAUGUGAACCAUGCACUGAAAACAGGACGGUGGUGGAGAGUGGAACAAACUGUACAGAAAUAGUUGAUGAUGAAAAUGAUUUCAACCUCGGAAAAUCACAAGUAGGACCCACAGGCCUAACGGAAACGGAAAUAAUCGUCAUUGCAGCGGUGUCUGUCUGUUUGUUUUUUUUACUUGUUGUUAUAGCAACAGUAUACUACUGCAAGAAGUCUAAAGCAAAGAGAAGAACAUCUCAUGCAGAUGUAUCAAGUGACGCUAAGUCAGGAGACGGUGUGUCAGUCAAAUCGGACGAGUACCUCAGAAGAAGUCACGAAGAACUUAUUCCAAGUAAAAGUAGUUCCACAAACGAUCCAAACUGGACUUACCAGGACGAAAAAAUCGAAAAAUCCACUUUUGCAAGUGCAAACGAGGCUAAAGCAUUGGACGUCCUUAAUACUAUAAUUGACAUUAACAUCGACAAUGAAGAAUGUAUUACAGCGCAGCCACCUGUUUUCGAGAACGUCCGAGAAGGAAAAUGGCGGCCGUUACGUCAUAAAAAUGAAAGUAAUGUUGCUGUCGUCAUUAAUAAGGCUAAAGAGACGGAGCCUGAUAAGGCUCCAUGCAGGACUCUCAGUGAUUAUGACAACUUCCAGAUAUAUGUACCGGAACCGGAAAUGUCAGAUCCAGAUUAAU
Messenger RNA from Magallana angulata, 3303 nucleotides. RefSeq lists its product as uncharacterized. The record is from RefSeq and is a predicted model, not a curated record. The transcript has 16 exons. Bases 105 to 3302 code for a protein of 1065 amino acids. Lineage: Eukaryota; Metazoa; Mollusca; Bivalvia; Ostreida; Ostreidae.